GUGCACACCAACCGAACGAUGUUCCUGAUAUAUACACAGACGAGUUGGAGGGAAUGCUCAAAUAAGGGUUGAGAACCUCCCCUUGUCGAGCAUCAUCGGACCGUACCAGAAAUACCUUGGAAAGAGAGAUAAUCCCCAAAGCUUUAGCGGCUCGCUACCCAAAAGAUCAUGCAAGGUGUUUUGCCUCACUUCAUUAUCUUCGUUUCCCUUUACCCAGCAGCUCACGCCAACGAAGAUCAAGGAAAUGCUUCAACAUCAAGCUGCAAGGUUAGUCCAAAAAAUGUUAGUUGCAAAACAUUCAGGCUAUUUAAACAAGUAUUCUAUGGAUCUAACUAUCUAAUAUCUAAUUGAAAUGCUCAGUAUUAGUCAGUUGGUAAUUGGUAUUCAAAGACAUUCUCAGAUAAUACGGUUUUGUUUUUUAUAAAAAAAAAGUUGUAUGUACGAUAAUGGUGAAUUAGUAACGUGACAUACUAGUGAUCAACUUUCAGACCCCAGCCUUGCAGUCCUUCUUACACCCGGCCUUGAAUUUCCAAGAUCUGAGCGGUAACUCUCCCCAAGCUGCAAUGCAUUUCCUCUUAAAACAUCGAAGAAAAUUUAGGUUUCCCUCAACGCUCUGGUCGAUAAGUUUGUUUAUAUUAACCUCGCGCAAAAACAUGCUUUCUCAAACACAUGAAACGAUUCACGAGGGUACGAAAUCCCCGUUCAUAUUACAUUGGAUAAUUUUAAGUCCAGAAAAGUCGGUAUCGUUCCUAGAUUAUUUGAAGAAGAUGCAUUCUAAAGCAUGAAUAUAGUCUGUUAACAUACUCUCUCUCUCUCUCUCUCUCUUUUUUUUACCCUCGAUGUCUACUGUUAGCGUCAAGCUUUAGCUUUUUCUAGCUUCGCGAGAAAGUGCGGGAAGGAAGGACUAAAAAGUUUUAUACCGUAUUUUUAACUCAACAGUCAUGUCAGUCUUGCCAAUUGGUUGGAAUACCUGGAUCAAACGGCGUUCCAGGCAUGCCGGGAAACCCAGGUUUUCCUGGUAGGGACGGCACUAAAGGAGAGAGAGGCAGCCCCGGAAAGCGGGGUGCCCGAGGAGUAGCAGGGAUCCCUGGGAAAAUUGGUCCGAGAGGCCCUGAGGGUCCCAAAGGGCAGAUGGGAGAGAAAGGAGUUAAUGGUACGGGAAUCCCAGGGAACAUUGGCCCUAGAGGCUCCAAAGGAUUCAAAGGAGAAAGAGGGAUCAGUGGAACAAAGGGACAAAAAGGAGAUGCAGCAAACAUUGACCCAAGACAACUGGCCAACUGGAAACAGUGUGUAUGGAGAGCAGGAUCGGAUACAGACAGCGGGAAAAUAAAGGUAAGUAACCUUAACCUUUAUACCUAACGAUAUUUAUCAUUGGAACUCGGAGGAAAUGAGGCAGCUAUUUGGAAGGAUUAACUGAACGAGUAUAAUCAAACAUUCGAGCGUUGAAAUUUAUUUCAAGCUCGUUGAGUGGCAUUUAAGUUCCCUCUUGGAGUCACUUCCCCUCUCAGAAAGUUUGGACCAAAUUUUUAGAAGAAGUAGAGAAUAACCAAGUAAUUUAACUCAGUGGGAAGGCAUCCAGCUCCUCUCUACCCCACCCCCCUUCUCUUGUAUAAUUCAUUUACUUCAUAACUUUUACGAACAUCCUUUUCCAUUCCCCCACAUUCCCUUCCCCCCAUUCCCCUCCCCCCCUUCCCGUUCAUCUCGUUGCCCUAAGGGGUAGGUUAUUUGUUCCAAUAAAACUUUUCGUGUCGGAGACUUUGAUUCGUGCGUGACACAUGUCAGAUGAUGAGUGUGAACAUUAUGGACAUUGAUCGGUUUACAUAAUCAACGCAACCUUGAAUGACCUUUUAUAUCAGUACUUGGCAACAACCAAUCACAAUGUAGAGAAUAUCGUAUAAGAGAGUGAUUUCUUACAAAUUUUGCAGAGUAGCUUUUUACAGACCCGAUGUGAAUAAGCGAAUACGAGAGCGGAAUAAAACAGUUUGAUUGAGUCUCGUUCGUUAGAAUACCAUCCCUAGUAAACAGGACAAAGUUUACAAAAACGAAUGACUUCUCAAUAGCUGUGCGCAUUUACGGUUGAAAUUGUUGAGAUACUUCUGAAACCUUCUCUGAUAAAAAUGUUGUGCUAUGUCAAGAGGGUGUCAACAGCUGCGCGCUUGUUCAAUUUUGAAAUCACGCGUAUGAUUUCAGCCCAAAUUGCACUCCACUCAGUUCAAUUACCAUUAUUAAUCACCGAGAGCGACUGGCAUCUAAUUUCUCCUUUCAAUAUCACCCCUGAAUCAAACAUUAAGGUUUUUAGAAUAAAGGAAAUGAUCACCAACUGAAAACCUCUUGAUUGAUAAACAAAUUCUCCUUGCCAGUACAUUAAGAAAUGUAUAGACAAUAGUAUGGAGAAUAUGCAUACUGAUGUUGAGGUUGAAAGUGUUAACCGAGAAGGAAGGACGAUGGCGUAGUUAAAAGAGAUCUUUAACUUCUAAAUUUAGAAGCCUAUCUUCGCUAUAGUAUUUUCAUACCUUUGCCCACCUAAUCAUGGUCAUAUACAUUUACCCAGACUUCUUUUCAAACACCGCCCUGGUUAAAAAAUUUGAGCCUGAUUUCGACGGAUUUGAAGAGCUGGUGAUCCUAGGAAAUACAAUGUUUUAAAAGUUAUAUGUAUAAAGACGGUUCUCAUCAGCAACAGACUCCAUUUCACAGACUCCAUUUCCACAUUUCUUAAAUUUGCAGAGCUGAAAAAUAGUUUGUGUCGAACGAAGAUAUGUGUUCAUUUUUCUAAAUAGAAUUAAUUUUUCUGUUUUUAUAUGUUUUUUCCAGGAAUGCUCCUUCAACAAGUUGUACAUCAAUACGACCCUUAAAGUCUCAUACCAAGGCAAUAUCCGUGUAUAUUCUCAUGACAAAUGCAACAGAUGGUAUUUUAAGUUUAACGGCAACGAAUGCAGUGGUCCCAUGCCGAUUGACUCAGUCCUUCACAACUUCUGGAGUAGUAGUUCACCGUCUGGAAUCCUUCGUUCUCACUUCUUUGAAGGUUUCUGUGAGAAUCUUCCUCAAGGCACGGUUCGGGUUGAACUCUGGGUAGGCAAGUGCGCUUGGUUUCCACUGGGCGUGGCUUACACAGGAUGGAAUUCAGUGUCCCGGAUUAUGAUUGAAGAGGUACCACCACCGCAGUAACCCUGUUAUCAUCUGA
Messenger RNA from Pocillopora meandrina, 3181 nucleotides. The record is from the annotation of a GenBank genome assembly. NCBI's taxonomy places the organism in Eukaryota, Metazoa, Cnidaria, Anthozoa, Scleractinia, Pocilloporidae.